CAUCUGUGUCUGUCUGGAAAAAGAGGCAAAUAGCUAGAGGCUUCAGUCGUCACUGACUGUCCCCGGCCGGGGCGUGUUGCUAGCUCAGCUCUUCCAGCCAGGCGGGGUCAGGCCAAGCAGUCAUCUUUUCAGUGUUCGGCUGACUAAUGCUUAAUCCAAAGUAGAUAUGGAUUUCGACGCUUUGUUUAACGAAAACACAUUUCAGUUUUCGGACUUCCAGGAGUUCACGUUUCUUCCAGGACACCAGAAAUUGACUGAACGAGUGAGAAAGCGCCUGUAUUAUGGCCUGGACAAAGACGUUUCUUUAGAUGCCCUCUCUUGCCCUGUUACAGAUAUUGCCGUCGAAAUCUUCCAAAAGUCUGCCCCAAGCCCGAUACGAAAGCUCCAGAAGAAGUAUGCUGCUCAUGUUGCCAGGGAGGCUUGCAUCUCUCCAUGUGCCAUGAUGCUGGCUCUAGUUUACAUAGAAAGACUCCGACAUAGAAACCCGGAAUACCUACAAAAGAUCUCAUCCUCUGACCUCUUCCUGAUCUCUAUGAUGGUUGCCAGCAAGUAUCUGUAUGAUGAAGGAGAGGAGGAAGAGGUUUUCAACGAUGAGUGGGGAGCAGCUGGGAAGCUGGAUGUCCAAACUGUCAAUAACCUGGAGAUGAACUUCCUGAAUGCCAUUGAGUGGAGCCUCUUCACAGAGCCGAAUGACUUCUUUGAUAUACUAAGUCAUCUGGAAACCAGCAUUGCAGAGCGGCAGGGGAUGAAACGCGGCUGGUUCACCUACACUGACCUCUGUGUGCUGCUGGAGCAGUCGGCAUGGAGUCAAGCCCUCACAGCGAUCUACCAGCACUUUACUAAGAUAUCCUGUAUGCUCGGCUUGGUCUAUCUGACCAGUGUGGCUGGCCUUAUUGCCACCAGUGCUGUGCUGCACCAGCUCAGUCUCUCCAGGACCGGCCAGUCACCACUUGCACCCCCAGCUGAGAGCAGACCAGCCCACCUUCAGACCUCCAACCUAAACCCAGAAGCUCCUGCAGCUAACCAGCGCCCCCCCUGUUGUGUUCUGGCCAACAAGAGUCUGAACUAUCAAACCAUUACACUUGAAGUCGGCCAGCAACACAGACACAGUCUCCCAUCAGCUUCCUCACAGACAUCAGUAUUGUGUCUCUGGGGCUCUCUCCUUGCUUCGAUGGGUCACAUACAUCCUGAAAAAAAGUCUGAAAUGGAAACCUCCAAGACCUGGUCUGCUGCUUCCUUCUUCUGUCCUGGCUGUCUUGCAACCCUCCCUCCUCUUCAAUGCGGGCUCAAAAACACCUCAACAAUCUUCACUCGUGGUCCACCUGAUAACCACCAGCAUCAGAAAACAUGGCUGGCCUCCACCCUCCUUGAAGCCGCAGAGCCAGGUCUGAACUCUCGCCUGGGGGUGUUUCCCCCCGUACAGCUGGGACCCUGCCUUCCAGAGACUGUGUUACCUAUCGAGAAAGCCCAAGCUUUGCUCAUGCCCGGCUAGAGACUGGGAAACACCACUGCUGUCAACCUGUAGUAAUAGACUCUGGAAAUUAAACCAGCACUGUUUUCAUGACUCAUUAACUGCUUUAAGUCAUGUUUCCCAGGUCUAGAAUACAGGUGUGAAGACGAGUAAUUAGGCACAUUUAAGACAGAGUGAGAGUUUGAUAACACAGCACAGUUAAAAAAUUCCCUUGUAGUUCACUGCUGCAGUAGAAAUUUGCCAUAAGUAAAAUGCCAUAGUGUUCAGUUAAUGUUCUGCAGUUUGUUUUUACUGCAGAUAAGGAAUUUGAGGAUAAUUUAAUUUUUUUUCUUUGCUUCAACCAAACUGGCUUAACUACCCGCAUUUAUUAUUGUUUGAAAGUUCAGACCUGUCAGAUGGUGAUGGUAGGGCCUUUGUGAUCAGUGUGUGAGUUGAUGAAAGUGUGCGGAGGUUAUACAGCAUAUCUAAAAGGUGAAAGUUUCACAGAAAGAUUUUUCUUUCUUGUUUUUUUGAUGGGGCGUUGUGAGAAGAAGGGAAUAAAGCAGACAACUUUGUAUGCAAAGUUUUGGGUAAUCCAUAUUUGCUUAGUUUUACCAUAUCUUUGUCAUGUGUGCAUACAGAGGUUUACAUCGGACAUUGUUCAUGCACUUGCAAGCACUGAUUUUGUACUUGAGAUUUUUUUGUACACGUGUUUUUGUUAGUACUUGUGAGACAUUGUCUCCCGACCUUUCACCUUGAGGAGAAAGCAUCGAAGAAAAGAAACAGUUUGAAUGCAGACUGUAUUCAUAUCUCAGUGUAACUGUCAUUGAGCACACAGUGGUCAGUAACAUCAACUCCUCUUAUUCUGGUCAUUUACAGCUGAAUUUUCCAUCUCAUUUUCUUUUUAUUGUACUGAUAUUCACCAGGUUCAAUGUGGCAACAGGAUGUCACGUAACCAUAAAGCUGCUUUCCUAUAACAGGGUAAUGUUUAGCCAAAUUUAAGAGAUUAAAUCUAUAGGUUUCCCAUUCUCCAAGGGGAAGAAGGUCUGCAUAAAAAGGAUGGACUCCUCUGGUUUUUAGAGUUUCUCGUUGGUUUCUGGUUGGUGUUUUUUGAAGGGAACAUUUUAAUACAACACGUAGCAUGUUAAAGGAUAAUAGCAGUUUCUUUGUUGAUGUGGUCUGGAAUUUGCACAUCUGGCUCCAUUUCCACUGCAACGGGACAUUUCACUGCAUAAUCACUGCAUUGUCAAGCUUAUCUUUUAAACACAAGAGAAAUAUGUAAAGACUUGAUUAUUUUUAUGCAUACAGUUACACGUGGUCCCCAGGACAUUUACUUUGUAAUUGAACCUUUGACAAAUUGCUCUGAGCAUUUGAAUUUGAUACACUUUGAAGCACGAAGUCCUUCAAUUUUGUAAAUGCUGUAAACUGCAAGUAUUGUAAAAAUCUAUAGACAA
This is a messenger RNA of Xiphias gladius (swordfish), 2904 nucleotides long. It is a transcript of the gene cnppd1, whose product is annotated as cyclin Pas1/PHO80 domain containing 1. Gene Ontology annotation, molecular function: cyclin-dependent protein serine/threonine kinase regulator activity; protein kinase binding. Gene Ontology annotation, cellular component: cyclin-dependent protein kinase holoenzyme complex; nucleus. The coding region runs from base 167 to 1492 and encodes 441 amino acids. NCBI's taxonomy places the organism in Eukaryota, Metazoa, Chordata, Actinopteri, Istiophoriformes, Xiphiidae. The transcript is spliced from 8 exons. Gene Ontology annotation, biological process: regulation of cyclin-dependent protein serine/threonine kinase activity. The record is from RefSeq and is a predicted model, not a curated record.